CGAACCAACCGCGCCGCAACCACACCUGCACAAGAACGGCCCCGAAAAGAGAACGGCCCGAACAAAAAUAGUCUUUCCAUCCCGUUGUCUUGUCCGUUCCUUGGUUUCGUCGCCGCCAGCCCCCCGGCGAUCUCCGCGACCGCGACCCGCCGCCGCCGCAGAUCUCGCCGAGGAAGCCGCGCUCGGUUUCCCCGACCCGUCGGGACGUCCGCGCCUAUAAAACGCGGCCCUCCGCUCCCGGCUCGAGCUCCCCGAGGCCGAGGCGCUCUUCUCCCGCCCCGCCCCGCCCCGCCCAUAAUGGCCGCGUGCACGUCUCAGCAGGCGCUCAUCUCCGUCAAACCUCGGUGCGCUUCCGCCAGCUUCGGCCCCGACAGGAGGGCCGGCAGUGUGCGCUUUGUUUCAGCAACGAGCUGCUGCCCCGGCAGCCGGAAACUGGGCUUGGUCUGCGCGUCGAAUUCGCAAUCUUCGGUGAUUGAGCCGGCUAAGCUACCGUCCAGCCCCGAAAGCGGCAGCAAUCCCAAAAAAUCAAGUGAGGCUGCACUGAUAUUGAUUCGGCACGGGGAAUCAUUGUGGAACGAGAAAAAUCUGUUUACUGGCUGCGUCGAUGUGCCCCUGACCCCCAAGGGUGUCAAUGAGGCGAUCGAGGCGGGUAAAAGGAUAUGCAAUAUCCCAGUUGAUGUUAUAUACACCUCAUCACUAAUCCGUGCUCAGAUGACCGCCAUGCUUGCCAUGAUGCAGCAUCGUCGUAAGAAGGUUCCAAUUAUUGUGCACAAGGAGAGCGAACGGGCACACCAGUGGAGUCAGGUAUACAGCGAGGAGACAAAGAAGCAGUCCAUUCCUGUAAUAACAGCUUGGCAGUUGAAUGAACGAAUGUAUGGUGAACUGCAAGGUCUUAACAAGCAAGAAACGGCUGAUCUGUUUGGCAAAGAGCAAGUUCAUGAAUGGCGUCGUAGUUAUGACAUUCCUCCCCCAAAUGGAGAGAGCCUAGAGAUGUGUGCAGAGAGAGCAGUUUCUUAUUUCAAAGAGCAAAUUAUACCUCAGCUUGUGUCUGGAAAGCAUGUUAUGAUUGCUGCCCAUGGGAAUUCACUCCGUUCAAUUAUAAUGCAUCUGGACAAGUUGACUUCUCAAGAGGUAAUAAGCCUUGAGUUGUCGACCGGCAUUCCUAUGCUGUAUAUAUUUAAGGAAGGGAAAUUUAUCAGGCGGGGCAGUCCCGCAGGACCUUCUGAGGCAGGCGUCUAUGCUUAUACAAAGAGUUUGGCCAAGUAUAGACAGAAGCUUGACGGCAUGGAUCAGUAAGACGGUAACCACUGCUUUAUUUUGCAGCGGUGGUCGACUCGAGGCACCCUCACUCGUCGAACAUGCAUUUCUCCCACCAAAGAAGUGGGUUAACUUCACAUACUAUUGAGCACUAGUAACCUUGAGAUGUAAGGAGUUUGCUGCAGUUUGUAGCUUCUCCUCUGCUUCUUUUGAAGCCAUUGCAGCUUGUAACAGGAAAAUGUAGGGAAAGUAUAGGCUGCGGCCUGAAAGAUUAAAUGGGGAUAAAAUUCUGGUCAGCAGUAUGUUCCACUCCUUUUGUUCCCCACAUUCUAUAGAUGCGACUUUACGACAA
Molecule: messenger RNA, 1609 nt
Organism: Triticum aestivum (bread wheat)
Lineage: Eukaryota; Viridiplantae; Streptophyta; Magnoliopsida; Poales; Poaceae
Product: 2,3-bisphosphoglycerate-dependent phosphoglycerate mutase 1
Exons: 9
Coding region: 298-1296 (332 amino acids)
Biological process (GO): glycolytic process
Molecular function (GO): intramolecular phosphotransferase activity
Source: RefSeq, a predicted model, not a curated record